AUGAGCCAAAUGAUGCAACAAACUAUGAACCAAAUGAUGCUGCACCAGAAACAAAUUAUAGAGGCUCUUGGGAAUAAGAGAGAAGAGGGACAGCUACCUAGUCAGCCCAUAGAAAAUCCAGGGAACCGCCCAACAAUAGGAUUUCAGCAAGGGGAGUCUAGUAGCAUGAAUCUAGGAAAAAACCCACGAAAUGAAAAUGUUAGGACAGUGAAUGCAUUAAGGAGUGGUAAGAUCUUACCUGAUCCUUAUCCCCAAACAUUAGAAGAAAAAGAAAACGUGGACAACCCAAAACAAAAUCAAAUAGGAGUAGAAGAGGAUUUUAUAGAUUCUACCAAGGAAAUUUCGAAAGAGAGGACAACCAUUCCAUUUCCUAAAGCUCUAGAGCCUAGACAAAGAAAGAAAAAAGAACACAAUGAAGAAAUAAAGAAAAUUUUACAAGAUGUGCAAAUUAGUCUUCCUUUACUUACUGCCAUUGAACAUAUUCCUAAAUAUGCUAGAGUUUUGAAAGAAAUGUGUACACCAAAAAGGGCACCUAGAGUAGAAAAAUUAUCUAUGCAUGCUAGUGCAUUAUUAUUAAAUCAAUUACCAUAUAAAUUGAGAGAUACAGGUGCCCCUUUAAUUUCGUGUGAUAUUGGUGGAUUCAUUUUUCAGAAUGCAUUACUUGACACCAGUGCUAACAUUAAUUUAUUACCUGCAAGUAUUUGUGAUAAAUUUAAUAUUUCUGAUCUUAAACCUUCUACUGUUACCUUACAAUUUGCUGAUAGAUCCAUAAAACAUCCUAAAGGUAUUUUAGAAAAUAUGAUAGUGACAAUUAAAGGGUGUAAAUUUCCAGCUGAUUUUGUAGUACUGGAAAUGGAUUUUAAUGGACAGUUUUAUGAUACACCAAUCAUCUUAGGGAGACCAUUUUUGCAUACAGCAAAGAUGAAUAUUGAUUUUCCCACAGGUAUUGCGAAAAUUUCAUGUGGAGAUCAAUCAGUAGAAAUUAAAAUUUUUGAGAUAUCAAAUGAUCUUAAGAAAUCCCAAGUAUAUGAUUGUCAUACCAUAGAUCUUCUAGAUGAUUUUGAUGAUCCAGAUGUUAUUGAUGACUGUGUGCUGAAAGAAUUAGAGGAAAUAGAGAAUAUAAAUUUAGAAGAAAAGAAAGAGGAAGAUCAUCUGAAUUUAGAGUUGAAACCUCUUCCCUCUAGUUUAAAAUAUAUGUUUUUGGAGGAAAAUAAUUCAUUUCCUGUUAUUAUUGCAGCUGAUUUGAGUGAUGAACAGGAAGAAGAAUAA
Messenger RNA from Spirodela intermedia, 1269 nucleotides. NCBI's taxonomy places the organism in Eukaryota, Viridiplantae, Streptophyta, Magnoliopsida, Alismatales, Araceae. The record is from the annotation of a GenBank genome assembly.